Messenger RNA from Culex quinquefasciatus (southern house mosquito), 2495 nucleotides. RefSeq names its product protein ABHD18. The transcript is spliced from 4 exons. Bases 446 to 2062 code for a protein of 538 amino acids. The record is from RefSeq and is a predicted model, not a curated record. NCBI's taxonomy places the organism in Eukaryota, Metazoa, Arthropoda, Insecta, Diptera, Culicidae.
UCAACACACAUUCAUCGUUCGGACGUCGUCGUCGUGAGUCGCCGUCCGUGUGGGGGGUGCCGCCGCCGCGGGUGUUGUCAAUAGUAUUCGAACCUCGGAACGGCCCGGUCAGACGUCUCGAGAGUCUACCUGGGAAGUCGAGUGCAAAGCGGAAAUUUGCGCAGCUGGUGCGAAAGAAGUUCAUUUUAAGGAUAUCCUGGAACGAGAUUCUACGACGCAAUUUCCAGCCCAGGAGUGCAAACGCGAUAAGAAAGGAAGAAAACAUUAUUUUUAUCCACCAGUUGGCUGUGUGCGUGCGUCGUGAGCAAGAAAACAUUUCGCAUUUCGCGAGUCUCGGCGAAAAUAACAACCGAGACAUCGGACCACUUUUGUGCACACCCGCCAAGUGACGGCUGCGCGCUAUUUUCGUUCGCAAGGAGCCGCCGGAAGCAUCGUCCGUAAUACCAUGCCACCAUCCCGUCUGGACGGACUGUACCGGUCCCUGCUGCUGACCAAGUUCUUCUGCAAGGGCUGGGGCAAACCGGAGAACCUCGAAAGACUCUUCGAGUUCCGCAAGAUCAUCUCGAACCGCACGGCCUGCUCGAAGCUGGUUCCGCGUGAUUACCCGGUCGAAAUCACGAAGGAAGAGCUCACGUCCGACUGUCGCAUCCUCGAGGGGCGCUUCAAGACGCCGCUGGAGAUUUACCUGCCCGGGCUGGUGCCGGACGCCGUCAAGGAUGCCCACUUCCAGAUCCUGCUGCCGAACGAGUGGCGGGACGAGCGGUACAAGCCGGUGUGCAUCCACCUGGCGGGCACCGGGGAUCACUACUUUUGGAAGCGACGAAACUUGAUUGCGAAGCCGCUGCUGAAGGAAGCCAACCUGGGUGCGAUUAUUCUGGAGAAUCCGUUUUACGGGAUGCGAAAGCCAAAGGAUCAAAAAGCUUCUAGUCUUCACAACGUGUCGGACAUCUUCGUGAUGGGAGGUUGCCUGGUGCUUGAGUCGCUGGUCCUGCUGAAUUGGUGCGAACGCAACGGAUACGGUCCGCUGGGAAUAACCGGCCUGUCGAUGGGCGGCCACAUGGCGUCGCUGGCUGCCACGAACUGGCCCAAACCGUUGGUGCUGGUACCGUGUCUGAGUUGGUCCACGGCGUCGGCCGUGUUCACCGAAGGAGUUAUGAGUCACAGCAUCAACUGGGACGUCCUCCAGACGCAAUACUUCUCCGAUGGCAACUACCGUGAGCGCCUGUCCAAGAUGGUGACCGUCGUCGAUGAUGCAUUCCUCGCCGGUCAACACUUUAUCCAAAACUUUAAUCAAUCCGUACAAGAACUGAAGAAAGAUCUCAACCAAGUGGACAAUCUGGUGAACGGCGACGCCCGCUCGGACGUGAAUCUGACCGUGAUUCGCGAGACCACUCCCGAGCACGAGCAGAAGCGUAUCCACAUCAACCACACGAACGUGCUGAACCUGUCCGAGCCGCUGCUCAAGAAGCUGCUGUCGAACGUCAAGUGCGAACUGACCCAGGAGGAAAUCGACGAGCUGAACCUCAAAAUCCAGCUGGCACUCAAAAACUACAAAGCGGAAAACAAGACUGACAGCGACAAGCUAAUUUUGGAGGUCAAAACCGAAGAACCGGCACCCGAAACCGGCCCAUCCAAAUCGCUCGGAACCAAAAUCAUGGAGUACAUCAGCUGGCGCAACAGCAACGACCCCGCAGAGAAGCGCGAGCGCAUUGACCCGUCCAAGACGCGCUGGUGGGAACGCGAAGCGCUCCAGUUCAUGCGUGGCAUGAUGGACGAGUGCACGCACCUCAAGAACUUCUCCGUCCCGUACGACACCUCGCUCAUCAUCGCCGUUUGCGCCAAAGACGACGCGUACAUUCCACGCGAGGGCUGCAGCAGCCUCGAGGACAUUUGGCCGGGCGCCGAGAUCCGCUACCUGGACGCGGGCCACGUCAGCGCGUACGUUCUGCACCAGAAGCUGUUCCGCUCCUGCAUCGUCGAAGCGUUCGAGCGCGCCCGCAAAAAGUGGAUCCCCGAGCACGAACGCCUCCAGGAGGUGCAGGACGGAGAGCGACCCAAAUAGGCCAACUGAUCGCCAACCCUCUCUCCCUCUCAUAAUCGGUAGGGGCUGUGACGGAACCAUUUUUUAAAUCGAUAAUCUGAUGUGACCGACGCAAAGCGUCGUCGAGACGUGUUUGAAGCAAAAGAGUAAGAAGAGAAAUGUUUAAUGUGCACAAGUGAGUGUGUUUCGAAGGAAGAAUAAGGAAAAGAAGUAACGUUGCGUUGUACUUCCACUUCCGGAAGUACGCUCGUCAACGGGACAAAAUUCGAAAAGUCAGUAUUUUAUAAGGGUUGAAUCUGAUUGAUUGUUUUUUUGAUUUUUCUUGAAUACACCAUUUGCUGCAUGCCGCAUAAAUUUAGUUAGAAACUAUUACACCUCUGUACAAACAAAUGUUCAAUAUAAAUAUAUGUUUUAAACUCGUUACGAUAAACAGCAAUAAAUACGCUUUCAGGUA